AUCAGUGCAGUGGUGGUUGCCAUUUUUCGCUCUCUGUGGAAGGGGCAUGCCGAAAGCCUGAAAUUUACAUUUUCGGCAAUUUUAUAGACAUUACAGUGAGUUUGGAACCAAAAAUUGUCUAAAUGGCGCUAAAUCCACAAUACGAUGCAAUCGGAAAAGGAUUUGUUCAACAAUAUUAUGCGCUAUUCGACGACCCGGCACAGCGACCAAAUCUGGCGAAUUUGUACAACGUAGAAACAUCUUUUAUGACAUUUGAAGGAGUGCAACUACAAGGUGCUGUUAAAAUUAUGGAAAAAUUAAAUGGCUUGGGAUUCCAAAAAAUCGGCAGGUUUAUCACAUCAAUUGACUCACAGCCUAUGUUUGAUGGUGGUGUUCUAAUUAAUGUUCUUGGCAGGUUGCAAUGUGACGACGACCCACCACACUCGUACAUGCAGACGUUUGUACUAAAAACACUUGGGGACUCCUUCUUCGUUCAGCAUGACAUCUUCCGUCUCUGCAUUCACGAUGUCGCCUAAAACCUUAGACUGUCUAUCGCGAAGCAAUGUGAAGAGACUACCACAUUCACUUUUAGCAUAACCUGUUUCAAUCCUGAGUGUCCAAUGUAUAAACUUCCAUAGAGAUUCCAAUGAGCCCUAGAUAUAUUGUUCUGUACAUUUUAUGGCAAACUAAAUUGUGAAUGUGUUGACAACUGGUUCAAUUGAAGCGAAUGAUAUAAUAUUUAAAUCAAAAACAGUUUCAUGACACUGUUCGCUCCAAUUUAAUGAGUAUGUCUCGUGAAUAUUAAAGGUGUUUUUAUGGGGUCUCUAUUGUUUCCCAUAUAGUUUUAAGUCAUAAUGUAUUGUUUGUCCACAUUUUCGUAAGUCAUAAUUUGGUUUUUCUAAGAAACGCGUAACUUUUCAGGAUUGCCAUAAAACAAACCUAACCUAACCUAACCUAUCUGUAGGAUAACCUGAGGAAAAUCCUGAAGUUAAUGGUUUCAGAAUUAUGACUAAUGAUAAUAUGACAAUCAUUAAGCGAGGUUUAGACUAGCAAGAACUUGCAUGCAAUUUAAGUUACAUUGCCGACUACUAAAGUAAACUGUAUUCAAAAGGUUGAUCAGAUACCGCAAUGUAACGAAAAUUGCAUGCAAGUUCUUGCUAGUCUAAACCUCGCUUAACAUUAUGAGUAUUGUGACUCAAUAAUUAUGUCAAACGAAGGGACCCCGUUUUUAUGAAUUACGCCUAAUGUCCCUUUCGCUUGACUCGCGUUGCAAUUUUAAUGUCGAUCAACAUUUUAAAAUAUUCGUCAUCACGCUGCAAGUGCAUCUUGUUUUGGUUAUCUAGGUAUAAGUAACUAGUAAAUGAAUUGCCCAAAUGUGAAUUUCAAAAUUUAUGAACUUCUAAGUAAAUUGUCGUUUUCAGCUUAGAUGUAAAAUAAAGCUUCGAAAGGGCGUAAUUUUCAGUUACGUGUAUACAUUUUGUAAUAAAUACAUUAUAAUUUUGUAA
This is a messenger RNA of Cydia strobilella, 1484 nucleotides long. It is a transcript of the gene Ntf-2, whose product is annotated as probable nuclear transport factor 2. The transcript is spliced from 4 exons. The coding region runs from base 123 to 515 and encodes 130 amino acids. Gene Ontology annotation, molecular function: nuclear import signal receptor activity. Lineage: Eukaryota; Metazoa; Arthropoda; Insecta; Lepidoptera; Tortricidae. Gene Ontology annotation, cellular component: nuclear pore central transport channel. The record is from RefSeq and is a predicted model, not a curated record. Gene Ontology annotation, biological process: protein import into nucleus.